Molecule: messenger RNA, 342 nt
Organism: Ilyonectria robusta
Lineage: Eukaryota; Fungi; Ascomycota; Sordariomycetes; Hypocreales; Nectriaceae
Exons: 2
Coding region: 1-342 (113 amino acids)
Source: RefSeq, a predicted model, not a curated record
AUGCCUUCACAGGUCUUCAAAGCUUCGCAAAGCUCACAGAGCACAACAAAAGUCACUCAGACUUUCACCGGCGAUGUUUAUCUCGACUUCAUUCAUCACGACACAAAAGCAGCCAUCGCAAAUGUCACAUUCACGCCUUGUGCGAGAACAUACUGGCACACUCACGAAGAAGGACAGAUGCUGAGGCGGAUUGAAGCUGGUGACGUGGUUUGGGCGGCACCAGGAACGACCCACUGGCAUGGGGCGGACGAUGGAUGUCUCAUGACACAUUUGGUGAUUGGGAUCGGCAAGACAAUUUGGCAUGAUGAGGUUUCAGACGAGGAGUAUGGCAAGAAGGGCUGA